Messenger RNA from Anopheles merus, 1671 nucleotides. RefSeq names its product transcription initiation factor TFIID subunit 8-like. Gene Ontology annotation, cellular component: transcription factor TFIID complex. NCBI's taxonomy places the organism in Eukaryota, Metazoa, Arthropoda, Insecta, Diptera, Culicidae. The transcript has 3 exons. Bases 123 to 1091 code for a protein of 322 amino acids. Gene Ontology annotation, biological process: transcription initiation at RNA polymerase II promoter. The record is from RefSeq and is a predicted model, not a curated record. Gene Ontology annotation, molecular function: protein heterodimerization activity.
ACACAAGCAAGCGAGAUUGUAAACAAUCCUACGGGCAGAAUCACCGCAGCUUUGUUUGGCGAUUACACAGCUCGGAUAUUGAAUUGCCGGUUUUUUUUUAUCGACCAUCAUUCCGGCACACCAUGGCUGAGGUAAAUGCAACACAAUUGGCACGACGGCGAUUCCUCACGAUUGCCAUCUCGUCCCAGCUGGAAGAGGCUGGCUUCAGCACGGCCGAAAAGGACGCCCUGGAAACGCUCACCGAGAUGAUGCAGAGCUUUCUGGUUGAGCUGGGACACUCGGCUAGGAAUUACUGUGAACUAGCCGGACGAACGCAGCCAGUGAUCGGGGACGUGGUUGUGGCGCUGGUCAAUAUGGGAAUUUCCAUCCGGGGACUGGACACGUUCGCCAAACGCGAGGGCCGGCACGUGCUGCCCCAACCGCAGCAAGCGCAGGCCCAGAAGCAGCAGUCCAUACUGCAGGCUGGCCAGAAGAUACCUCACCCGUCCUACAUUCCCAGCCAUCUGCCCCAGUUCCCGGAUCCGCACGCAUACAUACGAACGCCGACCCACAAACAGCCGGUGACGGAGUACGAGGUGAUCCGGGAGAAGGCGGCACAGCAGCAGCGGGAUGUAGAGCGUGCUCUGACCAAGUUUCUGGCCAAAACGAGCGAAAUCGAUACGCUAUUCGACAACGAGGAGAACCCCAUGUUCCCGCUCAUCGCCUGCAAACCAUCCUUUCCGCCCUACCUGCAAGCACUGAACCCGAGCGACCAAAUAUUUGACUUCGAGGAGCUCGAGUACUACUAUCUGGUGGCAAACCGGAAGGAAGACAUAACGGAAACGAAAGAAGAGGCCGACGCCGGCGACGACGACGACGACGAGGACGGGGAGAGUCCGAAAAAGGAGGACAAAGCGUCCCAGGAAGCCAAACAGGAGGUGGAGGAGGCGGCUUCACCCUCCGCAUCGAAAAGCGACUCUCCGGCGGCGACGGCAAGUGCUUCGGCCGGUGGCAGUGGACAGACGUCCGGCGUCAGUACGCCGGCACCGAUCGAUAACCCUUACCUGCGGGCGGCGACAAUACCGCGAAAGGUGAAGCAUGAAAUGCGCUAGAGUUUAACGGCGAUCCUAGGUUAAUUUCGAAUGUUGGAAAUAAAAAGAAAUCCCGAACACAACUCGAACAGCUAUCUACACUGAUACUUAAUCGGAUCAAACGUGGUGGUUCUGUAUUUCCGCACAGGAGAAAACAAACAAAUUACACAGCUCGGUUCGUCCCACCCCCGCGAGGGGGGUUGAUGGAUCUUGUCGUUACUCGUGGUGAUGAGUGUUACUGAUUUCGCUUACAACUAACGCACUAACCAGCCCGCCUGCUUUGUCGCCCAUUGCGUCCUCGAAUGGGGUGGUGGUGCAGCAGCUGAAGCGAGAGUUCCCACCCGAAAAAAGGGGGCUUGGGAGGAUUUCCCCCUUUCGCGGGCUCUCUCUCCCUUCAUCCGACGGUCCCUCCCACCAUUCGAGGCCGAAACGGUGGCGACGUCACAGUAUUACGGGCGCGUUAACUCCUUACGCCUGUCGUUCAUGGCCUCCUUAGGCAGCCUCCUUGGCCAGACGCUCCGCCUUCUCGACGACCUCCUCGAUCGGGCCGACCAUGUAGAAGGCCACCUCCGGCAGAUGGUCGAGCUCACCGUUCAGGAUC